AUGAAUGCUGUCAUGCCUUCACAUAAACUUUCUGAUCGGACAAUAUCAGUGGUUGGUUUUUCUGGGGUGAAACAGACUCUGCCAAUCUCCACGCCUCUGCACACGGUUGUGGGCAGACAGAAAGUGACACAUCCAUUUGUGUGCUCCCCCUCAUCUCCCGUGAACUUAUUAGGGAGGGACUUGUUGAUUGCUCUGGGGGCGACAAUUUUGUGUGGACCUGAUGGAUUACUUGUCACUUUUCCUGAUGGAUCUUCCCAUGCCUGUUCUCCAGUAUACACCCAUGGACAGUUUUUGCUACAACAAGCCGAGGAACAUCUGGCUGACAUAUACUGGGGCCUUUUACAGCCGGAAAAGACUGACCAUGCUGGGAUCCUGUCUUGUUUUCUGCUUUGGAAGCCCUGGAUUCAAGCACUCGCUCCGUAUGGCCCCACUCCUGAUCUGCCCCAUGUUACUUUGUUUUAUGACCGAGACCAGACCGAAUGGUUUCAGGAGCAGUUUGAGACACAUUUAGCAGGUAGAGACUGGACUGUAUUUUCACAGGACAUUUAUGUGGCACCGGAGGGUGUGGCUGCAGCUGUUAAUCUGACUCAUGAUCAGUUGUUUUGGUAUAAAAUGCAGGAUGAAGCUGUUCCACAUAUUUCUUUGGCUCUCCAUCCUGGCCACCAGGCCAUGGAAUUAGGGGGAGUGGUAAAGCGCUCCCUGGCAGUUUCUGAUUGGCAGGCAACUGUUAGUGCAGACCUCUUUUUCUCUCCUUCUACAAACACCUACAGGAUAAAGUGUUCGGCUGUGGAUUCUGUAGUUUUGCAACAUCUUCAACUUCCUAGGCACCAUGGCAGGGAGUUGACUGAUCAUCCAACUGCAGCUGCUAUGUUGGCUUCUCUCCCUGAAUGUUUGUGGGCAACAGGUCCUACGGAUGUGGGGCUUGUUGAUGUUGCACCUGUCACUUUUGAUUUACGACCAGGCCCUCCUAUUUGGAGGUCGCAAUAUCCUCAUAGGCGGGCGGCAGAGGAAGGAAUAGCAGAAACUAUUAGGGGUCUUCUGGAGGCUGGUGUGUUAGAAUCUUCCACCUCUCCCUGGAACACUCCUAUUUUACCAGUCGAAAAGAAAGGAACGGGUAAAUACCGCAUGGCACAUGAUCUCCGGGCAAUUAAUUCUGUUUUAUUGACCCCUACGGUGCCAGUACCAAAUCCCCAUGUUGCGCUAACUAACCUUGAUCCCUCUCAGACUUGGUUCUCUUGUGUAGAUCUUGCUAACGCUUUCUUUUGUCUCCCAUUGGCUGAGGAAUGCAGGGAUGUGUUUUCCUUCACCUACAGGGGUCAGCGGCUGAGAUAUACGCGUGUGCCUCAGGGUUUUGCUCUCUCCCCAGGGCUCUUUAAUCAGGUUUUGAAACAGCAGUUAGCAGACUGUUUGUUACCAGACGGUGUGACUUUGAUUCAGUAUGUGGAUGACCUCAUGCUGGCGGCGCAGUCCUUGGAGUCUUGUAUUGAGGCUUCGCGGCGUUUACUCUCACACCUGGCUGACAGGGGUUUUAAAGUGAGUAGAUCUAAAUUGCAAAUUGCUAGGAAGCAGGUUUCUUUCUUGGGGCGGAUUAUCACUGCGACUGGCACUCAGAUGUCUGCCAGUCACAAAUCUGCUAUUCUCGCUCACCCUAAACCACGCACAGUGAAGGAAAUGUUGUCCUUUCUUGGUUUGACUGGUUACAGUAGGAACUAUGUUCCUAACUAUACUGGUCUGACAGACCCUUUACGGGCAUUGGUCAGGGAGCAUGGGAUUCGUCAGCUCAACAAUGCUCUGACUUGGAAUGUGGAGGCUGAAGAUGCUUUUAUCUCUCUGAAACAACAAUUGGCUGCUGCUGCCCAGUUGGCUAUCCCAGACUAUGCUUCGCCUUUUUAUUUGGAUGUUUCAGUAACAACAUUGACGGUAAAUGCUGUUUUGUUUCAGAAAAUUGGAGGUGAUAGAAGAAUCCUCCAAUAUGUCAGCGCAAUGUUGGAUCCGAUGGAGAAAAGACAUCCUGCAUGUACAAGGCAUGCAGCAGGUGUAGGAAAAAUGAUUCAAAAAACAGCACACAUUGUGAUGGGUCAUCCAUUGCAGGUUAUGACAUCACACAGUGUGGUGGCAUAUGUGAAUUCACAACAUUUCACAUUAACUACAUUGAGACAACAAAAAUUGAGCAAAAUUCUGGAAUCACCGAAUAUAACUUUUGUACACAGUGGAGUGAAUAUGGCUGACAGAAUGCAAGAUGGACAGCCACACAACUGUGAGGAAUUAGUACAGACGGAGGAAAAGAUAAGACCUGACCUACAAGCUUCUCCUUUAGGAGGUGAGGAUGUGAAAAACUUUUAUACAGACGGUUGCUGUUUUAAACAUGACACAGACGGAUUGAGAGCAGCAUAUGCGAUAGUGGAAGACUUGGGCAGUGAGUUUCGUGUUUUGAAGGCAGAACAGCUGCAGGGUGCCCAAUCGGCACAGAGAGCAGAAGUGAAAGCAAUGGUUGAAGCUCUGAAACUAGCUGAGGGAAUGAGGGUGAAUCUUUACAGUGAUUCAGCUUAUGUGGCUAGCGCUGUACAUGUGGAACUCCCUCAGUGGCUCAGAGCAGGAUUUAUAACUGCAGCACAAAAGCCCAUAAAACAUGAAACUGAAAUGAAAGAAUUGGCGGAGGCAUUAUUGUUGCCUCGAUCCGUUGCUGUGAUUAAAUGCAAAGGACAUGAUCAGAGUAAGACCAGAGUUGCAGCGGGAAAUGCGGCAGCGGAUGAGGCCGCUAAGAGGGCAGCUGGAUACCCGUCUUCUCUUGUGAUGGUGAGUAGUGAACUUGAGCAGAUCGAACAAAAUCACCUUGAAAAAAUUAUUUCUCAUCAGAAAGGCGCAUCACCUGAGGAACAGUCAGUCUGGAAUGCAAGAGGGGCCGUCUGCAAUGAAGGACUCUGGCGGGGACCAAAUGGUAAAGUAAUUCUCCCUCCAAAUAUGAGAAUCUAG
Messenger RNA from Gambusia affinis (western mosquitofish), 2973 nucleotides. RefSeq lists its product as uncharacterized. Lineage: Eukaryota; Metazoa; Chordata; Actinopteri; Cyprinodontiformes; Poeciliidae. The record is from RefSeq and is a predicted model, not a curated record. Gene Ontology annotation, biological process: proteolysis. The transcript has a single exon. The coding region runs from base 1 to 2973 and encodes 990 amino acids. Gene Ontology annotation, molecular function: RNA-DNA hybrid ribonuclease activity; nucleic acid binding; aspartic-type endopeptidase activity.